Molecule: messenger RNA, 1061 nt
Organism: Carassius auratus (goldfish)
Lineage: Eukaryota; Metazoa; Chordata; Actinopteri; Cypriniformes; Cyprinidae
Product: EEF1A lysine methyltransferase 1
Exons: 5
Coding region: 25-672 (215 amino acids)
Biological process (GO): methylation
Molecular function (GO): nucleic acid binding; protein-lysine N-methyltransferase activity
Source: RefSeq, a predicted model, not a curated record
CGUACAUUGGUUAGAUCUGUCAUCAUGAGUGACAGCGACGAUGAUGUGCCUCAGCUCUCCGACGCGACGCUCGCAGCGCUGCACGAGUUUUACGCCGAGAGUGGAAGGACGGCACUGGAACAAAACUCCGUCAAGACCGAUCAGUUCGGUGCUGUGGAAGAAGACUGGCGCAUGAGUCAGUUCUGGUACAGUGAAGAAACAGCUGUACGGUUAGCAGAGGAAGUCAUGCAGCAGGCCGGAGAACAUGGGAGGAUAGCUUGUAUAAGUGCACCAAGCGUGUAUCAGAAGCUGAAACAGAUGGACUCUACGAGGUCAGACAGUGUGUCUGCUGUUUUGCUGGAGUUUGACCGACGCUUCGCAGCAUAUGGAGAUGAGUUUGUCUUUUAUGAUUACAACAACCCUCUGUGUCUGCCUGAGGAUCUGCUUCCUCAGAGCUUUGACAUCGUCAUCGCAGACCCUCCGUAUCUGUCUGAAGAGUGUCUGAGCAAGGUGGCACUCACCGUUAAAUACCUUACUAAGGGCAAAAUCUUGCUCUGCACAGGAGCUAUUAUGGAGAAACUUGCUGGGAAACUUAUGGAUUUGAAGAUGUGCAGUUUUUUACCAAAACACAAUCACAAUCUGGCCAAUGAGUUCCGCUGCUAUGUUAACUAUGAAUCAAGUCUUCUCUCAUGAAAAAGGCUUUCAAUCUGACAACAUUUGAACAUAGUCUUUUCCUAUCAGACAUCAGCAGAUGAUUAUUUCAAAGGAUAAAUACUCUAACUCCAAGAGGUGCAUAGCAGGAUCCAGAUAAUACAGCGGAGGAUUUGGCCCUUCAUCAGAGAUCUGUGAUCAGGCUUUGAUUAUACUUUGGCUGACUUGCAUUGUCAAUUGCACACCCAGAUUUCCGGCACAAAAUUGAAGCAAACAAUCUCAGAACGUUUUACUUUGUUUCAGUGCAUAAAAUGGGCUUGAAGUGAAUGUUUGAAAUGCAUUUGUAUAUAAAGAACUAUACACUAUAGAAUUGUGCGAUAUCAGUGUUCUUGUUGUUUUAAUAAAGUAAUAAUAGGAGGACUGACCCAAAA